AUGCCCAUAAAUAGCUCAUGUACUGAUAUAACAUGUGAUGAUGAAAUUAAAGAAUUAUAUGAAUGUCAUUGUUGUUUACGUCUUGUUUGUUUAAACCAUUUGAUUGAACAUGUUGAAAUUGCAAAAAAAACUAAACAACGAUUAAAUAGUCUUUGUAAUGAAUUAAAUACAAUGGUAAAUAUAUUUAAACAAAUUGUUGAAGAAAAACGAUUAACUAUUGAACGUGAACAAAAUUUGAUUGAACAAGCAAAACAAUUUCUUAAUGAACCCGAUAUUUCAAUUGAGAAACUAGAAAAUAUUUUCGAAAAAGUUCAUCAAGGAAUAACAUCAAAUCGUUCAGAAAUGACAGUGAAAGUCGAACCAUCAUUAUCAGAAAUUCAAUAUUGUUCAUGUAUUUGUAAAUGUAAUAAAGAAAAUAUGAAUUCAAAUGAUGUAGCCGAAGAAUCGGAAAUCUCAAAAGAAGAUAUCAAUUAUGAUUUUACUGAUCUUGAAACAACGAAAUCAUCUAUUCAGGAUGAACAUGUAAAUGACGAAGAAGUGGAACAUGAAGGAAAAUUAUACAGAAAAAUGUUUAAUAAAUGUCCAUUAACAUUUGAUGGAGCAUAUGGUCUUACGAAAGCAAAUCAUUCUAUUGAAUUUUGUAAACAUGGUACAACUCGUCGAAUGGCAUUAUAUCGUCAUUUCAUGUACAAGCAUAAAUUAAAAAAAGUUUAUGUUAAACGUUUGCUACGAGCUAUUGCUACUAAUCAAGAUCCUAGAAAAAUAAAAUUAUUUAAGGGAAAUGAAAAUGUUAUAGAUCAUUUUUAUAAUGUUCCAUGUCCUUUUUUUUCUGAACAAAUGAAUUCAUCAAAGUAUAGUCGACAAAAUGUAACAACUAUACCUUGUCAACUUCGAUUAGUUCCAUUUAAUACAUUCAAACGACAUUUACAACGUACGCACAACAUUUCUAAUUCAUUGGCACAAAAAUUACAUGACGAUUUCAAAAAAAAUCGAGAAAAAAAUUAUAUUGCUUCAACUUCACUAAUUUCAUCUACACAUUCAAAAUAA
Messenger RNA from Rotaria sordida, 1047 nucleotides. NCBI's taxonomy places the organism in Eukaryota, Metazoa, Rotifera, Eurotatoria, Philodinida, Philodinidae. The record is from the annotation of a GenBank genome assembly.